Symsagittifera roscoffensis is the source of this 3259-nucleotide messenger RNA. Its product is annotated as RNA-binding protein MEX3B-like. The transcript is spliced from 3 exons. The record is from RefSeq and is a predicted model, not a curated record. The coding region runs from base 109 to 1710 and encodes 533 amino acids. Gene Ontology annotation, molecular function: RNA binding. Lineage: Eukaryota; Metazoa; Xenacoelomorpha; Acoela; Convolutidae.
GACUCAACUUAUAAGGAGCAACAACACCUCGUUCGCCUGCUUAUCCCCUGCUAAAAAACCUAAAAUUUUACCCCGCCUUUUCCCUUCCUUUCAGAACGAAUCCAUUAGAUGGGGUGUGAGACUAUGCCCACAAAAUCUUCCUUAGACCAUGGAAUGCAGGAUCGUGAGGCCCUGCAGCUUGUGCUGGAAAAUUUAUCGAUGAUUGGAUUGAAUUCUACGUUGUUUGAAAAGGAUGCGCACCCAAGUAUAUCAGAAGACAAUGAUCAAAUACAGAUAGAAAGACGCCGAGUUAGUGCAAAUAUUACCGAAAACAUCCCCGUGCCGUCGUCUGAACAUGUAGCUGAAAUUGUUGGUAAACAAGGCUGCAAAAUCAAAGCACUCAGGAAUAAAACAAACACCUACAUCAAAACUCCCGGAAGAGGAGACGAACCGGUGUUCAUUAUCACUGGAAGACGCGAGGAUGUCGAUAUGGCUAAGUCCGAGAUUUUGCAAGCGUCGGAACAUUUCUCCAACAUCCGAGCGCAAAGAAAAGGAGUCGCGCCACCACCAAUUCAGCCGGGGCAGAUAACUAAAACAAUCCGAGUUCCUUAUCGAGUUGUUGGACUUGUAGUGGGACCCAAAGGUCAAACCAUCAAGCAAAUUCAGCUCAAAACUCAGACUUAUAUAGUUACUCCCAGCAGAGAGCGAGAUCCGGUGUUUGAAAUAACUGGACUUCCUGAAAGUGUCGAGCAGGCUCGUAUAGAAAUUUCUAAUUAUAUUGCUGCAAGAACUGGGACUUUUAUUGACUCAGAAAAGAAAGCGAUUGCUCCAGCUGUCUCUGUUGCUAAUACUUGGAACGGGGAGAGAUGUGUCAGUUAUGCCAAAGAAUCUGUCAUGCCAGAAGAGAUAAAUGAAUUUCUUGAAGAAAUUUUCUCUGGUGGACCAAACGGCCGAUCUCCGAUUGUAAAACACGACAAAAAACGAAAUAGCCUGGAUGCCUUAAGUGGUGACCACGGUCAACCGGAAUCGGCCAGUGCACAUGGCUUGAAUGACCAAUAUGCCAUGUGGAAUCAUGGGUUUGGUGGCAAUCUGAAAUCUGUGCUUCCCAUGAACUCUUCAGUUUGUAGCGAUAUCAUGCAAACGGGUUGCGUGUCCAACGACCCAUCAUCUUCUGGGUCAUCAAGUGCUUACUCAUCAUUCAGCUUCGAAGCCUCGCCUCUUGUGCGGUCGUCUAGUUACCCGGUCUCCGUCAAUAGUUCGGAGGUCGCUAACGUUGCUAAUGAAGUCGCAGCAGCUGCCAGAAAAGCUUCAGACAAUCAGCUGCCAAAUGUGCACGAAUCUGCAUCUAGUUCAGUUGCGUUGCACGCCCAGCAAUGGGCACCUGCUAUGACCGCUGGUGGCUCAGUGGUCGAUCCUCAUUUUGUACCGAUGACUUCGUCCAUUGCAAACCCAAUCGGGACUUAUGUGCUAAAUGGUGUGAAUAAUGCUAAUCGUGGUAUGGACGGUGCCGCUGCUCGUUUGCCAGUACCUCUAAUGCCGGUGCUAGGAGUACCCGACGAGGCGAUCAAAAAUUGUGUGAUAUGUAAAACUAACGGAAUCUCAGCUGCGCUUGUACCUUGUGGUCACAAUCUGUUCUGCUACGACUGUGUAAGCUCACUCGUGCAAUCUAAUAACUCCUAUUGCCCUGUUUGUCAUCAGCCCGCUGACCAUGCGCUUCGAAUUCUGCAGUAAAUUGCGCAGAAGAGGAGUAUUUACGCGUGCAAGCAUGAACGAUCAUUCACCAGAACUAAUCUUCGUUGACUAGAUGGUUAUCAUGGAGAUCAUUGAACAGUCCUUGGACAUCUUAAGUUGUUUGUUGUCAUGUUUGUAUAUAGCUAGCUGAACAACUUAUUUUACUACAACUUUGUACGAAAUUACUAACAAAAUUUGUAAAAUACUAAUUUGAUAGAUCAUAGAUGUUUUGACGUCCGUGAAUUGUGGGUGAGUUUGUUUGUAUUUAGUUUCAUUAUAAAUGUUCUCAGCGGAGUGGAAACAGCGGUAUUAUAAAGCCUAAUCGGUGGUGCAGUUUUUUUUUACUUAACGAGAGUAAUAAGAUAAAUGUUAUGGUUUUUACAUAGAUUUUAUCAUAGAGUUCUUUAUUUUCAUACAUAGCCACUAUGUUAAACUAUUGGAUGUUCGAUUUUCUCUUGAAAAUAUUUUUAAUGAAAGGGAUACAAAACUGAAUUUUGGAGAUCAGUGUGUUUCAUCAGGAGAAAAUGGAAAUCUCGCCAGGCAUUGCAACUUAUUUUUAUUGAGAAGCUGCACGUAACAUAUUUCGGUGUCACCAAAUAGUCUAUAUUACCAGUGCUAACGUUCAAUUUUAAAUGUCAAAAUGUGUAUUUUGUGCAAAUUAUUUUAAUUUAGAGCAAAUUAUUAUCUGUUUUAGUUUAUCACUUUCUGUUCUCUGAUUCGAGCGAAGAUAUCCUGUAUUGAAUCCUGCAAUUUUGACAGCACUGAUUAAAGUGAAAUAAAUUUAAAUUUAAAGGGCUCUGCUUUUACUAAGGUGUUCAUUUUUUCUUUUGCUACCUCUUUGCGUUCGUUUAACAUAUUGCUUAAUAGCCUAGCAUCAUAACUUUUAUUUUAUCCUCAAAAUGAUAUUAUUUGAUGAUCUUACAAUUUUCCUUCUCAGCUAUCAAUUAUUCUCAGAGUUAUAUAUCAAAUGUAUUAGUUUUCUUUUCAUAGACAUAUAUUUAUGGAAAUGUUAUUAAUCCUUGUUAAAUUGAAAAAUUCAGUAGAUUCUAUUCUCGGCGAUGCAAAAAAAAAGCAUAUUUCCUGGAUUAUACUGUGACAAAAUUUGUGAGCACCGAAAUCAUAUCAAUCCUUGCUAGGCUCUAGUUUCAGAGCUGAUGAAAAAGGCAAUCUGAAAACUUUCUUUAAUUUUUCUUAGUCAAAAAAGACCGCAUAAUGUUUCAGUGCUCACAUUUUAGUAGUGCUGGAAACUUAUGUUUUUGUAUGACUCGUCUUCGCUAGUGCGCUGAAUUCAGAACUGAUCUCAGUUAUAGUCAAUAUUUUACAGCCUAUUAUUUUGUCGCGUUUAGUUUUUGUUUUCUUUCCUUCAAAGAGUUGUUAUUCAUUUCCACAAGAUGAGCAGUUAAUGCAGUUGUAAGGAUUCGCUUUUCACCUUUGCCACUUUAAAGUUUCUAAUUUGGAAGGACUAUGUGUUGCCAUAAAGGUUUAUCGAAAUGUUUAUGCGUAUGUAUUCAAAUGUCACUUAACGUUUUCAAUACAUUUUUCAAAUCAA